UUACUGAAAGGCGACUCCCACCCUUCCCCUCCUCCCUCACUGACACACACUCUUAUAUUUGUAUUUCCUACCCUUGCACACUUCACACUUUGACAUUCACCCAUUUCAACCACUCUCCUACAAAGACACCACUUCUGACUCUACUAAUUAUCUUCAAUACCAAACACACGCAUGCACACGCACGUGCAAAACACACACUACUGUGUGUGUGUGUUUUUUGGCCAAUGGUUUUCCAAUGAAGCGUUUCUUUGGGCUGGUGUUGGAGCGACUGGUGUUUGUGUCAAAGAACCUCAGACUGAGUCAAUGCAGAAAACAGAAGAAGAAGAAACUCAGAACCAGGAAAACCAAACCAUUGGUGAUUCUGACGGUUUACCUCAAUGACACCCAGCAGAUGCUAACUGAGGUCCCAGUUACUCCGGCAACCAGAGUGAUUGACGUUGUCGAAUACUGCAAAGAAGCCGGCGAGGGGGAGUGUCACUUAGCUGAAGUAUGGAAUGGGCAUGAGCGCGUUCUCCCUCAGGAGGUGUUAUUGUUGGAUCUCCUCCAGCAGUGGGGAGCCAGGAGGCCGGAGGUCAGCUUCUACCUCAGACACUGCCCCUCUUGGACACAAGGAAGUCCGCAGCCUUUGGAGCAGAGCUGGACCACAGAAGCAACAGAGAGUGCUAAUGACAGGGUUCCCCGUGUGGAGCUGACCCUCUCUGAGCUCCAGGAAAUGGCCACUAGACAACAGCAACAAAUAGAGGCUCAGCAACAGAUGUUGGUCGCCAAGGAGCAGAGACUGAGGUAUCUUCACCAAGGAGGCAGAUCUAACCAGGGACAGACGCAGUCUGAAGCUGAGAAGCUGCAGCGGCUGAAGGAGCGAGUGGAGACUCAGGAAGCCAAGCUGAAGAAGAUCCGAGCCAUGAGAGGACAAGUCGACUACAGCAAACUGAUCAACGGAAACCUCUCUGCAGAGAUUGACCAUGUCAGCAGCCUGUUCCAGGAGAAGCAGGCAGAACUGCAGUCCGCGGUGGUCAGAGUCGACCAGUUGACCCAGCAGCUGGAGGAUUUAAGGAAAGGACGCCUUCAGCUACACCCUGUUGCACCAGCUCAGGUGGCACACACCGGGUCCCAGGGGGCACCCACUGGCCAGAAAGGCUCACCCCUGUCUGGUCCUGCAGCCCUGGAACUGAGGAAACUCUACCAGGAGCUGCAGGCUCGUAACCGUCAUAACCUGGAGCAGAGCAGCAAGUUGGCUCAGAACAAGGAACUGCUGAACAAGAGGAACGCCCAGGUGACGGUGAUGGAUCAACGCAUCGGAGACCUGAGAGAACGACUGCAUAAGAAGAGAGCAGAGUUGAGUCGUAUGAAUGGAGCAGGCCUGUCCUCGCCGCAGACCUCUUCCCACCCAGGAGGUGGAGUUUCAGGGCGAGUAGCAGCAGUCUGCCCUUACGUCCAGGUUCCAGCAGAGGGGAGACAGGAGGGGGGGUACCCCCUGCCAGCUGAUCCACCGCCCAAACCCACCCCGCUCAGCCACAUCCGCUCCCUCUCAGAGGAGGACAGGAGUGGCAUCAGGAAGCCUCCUAGCCAAUGGAAAGUGUCAGAUUUAGACAUCGUCCUGUCAGAGCCCACUGAGACGUGGGAGGGACCUCAGUUCCCUCAGGGGGGCGACAGUAACAACACUAAUGAAGCGUCGUGGCCUAGCAUCAGUAAGAGUGUGUCAGAUUGGAGGACCAACAGUCCAGAACAGCUUCCCUCUGGUUAUGGUACCUACCCCAGUGCCACCCACCAGGCGGCAGGGCAUCACAAUGCUACCAGCUCCCUGCCCCGUUCUGCCCCUGGUACACUGGGCUGGCCCCGAUCCACUGCUGCAAAUGCCACCUCAUCGUCCUCUUUAUCAUCUUCCUCUUCACAACAAAUACAGCAACGGAUCUCCGUCCCUCCAAAUUCAAGCCAAGGCUCCGCCUCCCAGCCAUCUCCCUUGUCCCCACAAACAGAGCGAACAGAUCCCCCUCCAGCGGUGGCUGUGCGUCCCUACGUUCCGGACCACCCCUCCAGGCCCCAGUCCCCCAGGAAGGGCCCCGCCACCAUGAACAGCAGCUCCAUCUACAGCAUGUAUCUCCAGCAGCCUCAGGCCAAAAACUAUGGAUCUCUUAGCAACAGGACUACUGUCAAAGCAGUCUAUGGUAAACCCAUCCUCCCCACCUCCUCCACUUCUCCAUCCCCUGUCCCUUUUCUCCAGGGAGGAGGAGGAGGAGGAGGAGGAGUAAGAGCAGGAGGAGAAGAUGUUACAGAUAAAGAAGGAGGGAAAGGAGGAGGUGAGAGCAGUGAUGGGCAAAUCCUCCCACCUCCCACUGUUGACAACAUCCCUCGUCCUCUUAGUCCCACUAAGCUCACCCCAGUCGCCCACUCCCAGCUACGUUACCAGAGUGAUGCCGAUCUGGAGGUUCUCCGCCGACGUCUCAGCAACGCACCACGACCCCUGAAAAAACGGAGCUCAAUCACAGAGCCUGAGGGCCCGCAGGGGCCAAACAUCCAAAAACUACUGUACCAGAGGUUCAACACGUUGGCGGGAGGCAUGGAAGGAGGCUCAGGCAAUACUUUCUACCAGCCUGACUGCCUUUUGGGUGAAAUGGACAACAUCCAUUCAGCAAAUGGGAACGCAGAACCUGGUGACAAGCACGACAGUAUGGCAGCCGUGGAAGGCGAAGUUCAAAACCUGAACUCGGGCUCCCGCCGAUUGUCCCCUCUUUCUGGUGCCGUAGAAACACCCAAAGAGACGACAGCAAAAGCAGAAACUACCAAUAACGUGUCUCCACCGACCCGAACCAGCCCACCCCCUGCACCUGAUAGGCCAGAGGACCAGAACAAUAACAACCAGAGAGGAUCUAGUCCUGCACACAACUCUGUAGGCCACGCCUCCCCUUCAACAUCACCUCCUGCCCCCCCUUCACUGCCUAAGGUGAAGCGGACCAACCUGAAGAAGCCGUCAUCAGAGCGAACAGGCCACGGUCUGAGAGUGAAGUUUAACCCUCUAGCUCUGCUGCUGGACGCAUCGUUAGAGGGAGAGUUUGAUCUGGUGCAGAGAAUUAUAUAUGAGGUGGAAAAUCCCAGUAUGCCUAACGAUGAAGGCAUAACUCCUCUUCAUAACGCUGUCUGCGCCGGCCAUCACCAUAUUGUGAAGUUCCUGCUGGACUUUGGAGUCAACGUAAACGCAGCCGACAGUGACGGAUGGACUCCUCUGCACUGUGCAGCUUCAUGUAACAGCGUCCACCUCUGUAAGAUGCUGGUGGAGUCGGGGGCCGCCAUUUUCGCCACGACAAUUAGCGACGUGGAAACGGCGGCAGACAAAUGUGAAGAAAUGGAGGAGGGCUAUACACAGUGUUCUCAGUUCCUCUACGGUGUCCAAGAAAAGUUGGGUGUGAUGAACAAAGGCUUGGUCUACACUCUCUGGGACUACACGGCCCAGCAAGCCGAUGAGCUGUCCUUCAGCGAGGGCGACGCCCUCACCGUGCUGCGUCGGCGUGACGACACUGAGACAGAGUGGUGGUGGGCACGGCUUAACGACCGAGAGGGAUAUAUACCCAGAAACCUACUGGGGCUGUAUCCAAGAAUCAAACCCAGACAACGCUCACUGGCAUAAAGCCCAGAUCAGGAGCCACGUGCACGCUCGCAGAGGGCGCAUGCACACGGAGAAGAAGAGGCAGCAGCAGCAGCAGCAUGUGGGCGGAAGCAAUAGCCGAGAAAGAAACAAACAAAUGAUGGAGGUAGUCAAGAGGUAGAAAGAAGGAAACAAAGACGGAGCUCGCAACUCUGAUGAAGCAACUUUUUUUUCCUCCCGUUUGUUUGGAUGUGAUGCUGGAACCACAGAGACACUCUGGUAGAAUCUUUCUAUAUUUUCACUGGGUUGCUGCAAUUGAAAAAAAAAAAAUUGACUGAAUCUUAUUUUGAGCAACAGUAGCUUGGCAACUUCACACCAGUUCAGCCGCAUGAGAGAAGCUGAAUAGAAACAAAAAUAAGAAAUAUAAUUUGGAUGCUGUGUUGAGUUCUUUCAGCUCAGAACAUGAACACAUGGGCUUGGAUUUAUACUGCUCUAUCUGACAUUCAUCCAAAUAAUCUUGAUCUUUGACUGCCACUUUAUUUUUGUAUGGUGUUAAUUUAAAAACAAACAAAAAAAAAAAAAAAAACACCCAAAUGGAUUUUAAUGAAGCCAAGCUCAUCGACUGCAUAGCAAUGAACAUAGUGUGUUGUCUGAAUACACUUUCACACUGUGUGAUGAGAAGAUUUAAAUGCAGUGAAUUUACAGACUAGAUCAGGUAAAAGUAUGUGUGAGACGUGAAGUUGGAGAGAGGGAAGUGCGAGGAGAGAACAUAUAGCGUACCUAUGAAUGUGUGUUAAAAGAGAGCCAGGUUUUGUCAAGUUUUAGAUGGAGCAGCUAUUAGCAGUGUUAGUCAGGAAUAAUGUUGGAAGUGCAACCACAAGACUAAAGAAACAGAAUCCAGCAAGCUUUUGAUGCAUGGUGGCUGUGGUCCACAUCAACACACAUGCGCAACAGAUGUUGAAAAUAUAAUAUUAUGGCAUGGUAAAAAAAAAUAUCAGAAGAAUAUUUUGAUUCUGAUUUCACAAAAUGAUAAAAGAAGCAUCUGUGAAUACUUACAGAUGCCUCACCCUUUUACUAUUCUGUAUUUAUGUUGACUCAGCACUGGUGCAUGCUGUCAUACCAACAUCUGUUCAACUGCAAAACGGUUGCUGCUGGUAAGAGAGGAGAACAGAAGGAAAACAAGAAGGUGAGAAAUGUGUUUGUAAAAAAAUACUAAUUAUUUUGUGAAACCAAAGCAGCUACAACAUAGGAGGAUGAAGGAGGAGGAGGAAGAGGAGGAGGAAUUAAAGUGACACCAUUUUCCACAUUUUGAAUAAAACUUCUGCCACCCAUUAACACCUAGUCCAGACUAGGGCCUGACACAUAUUGGUCCUCAUACUGGGGCAAUACUGAUACCAGGCUCUAACACUAACAAUAUGAUAAAGCAGUGUUUCCCAUCUACCAGAAGCUCAGUGGCACAUUUUUAGGAAACUUGAGUUUAGGAGGUCGGAAAUAUAAUUUUAUACAUAUUCCAUGGGCUAAUUGCUUGAGUGUUAAAAUGGGGCUACGUUAGCUAAUGGGGAAUAGAGAAAUUAAAGUGUGAAAACAACUUGACUUUCUCACAAUUUUUUUUUUUCUUCAUAUUUACAUGUUUCAGUAGUUGUAUGAAAUGUAUUAUUCCCCCCCCCCCGAUUUAUUGUUUUAUUUAAACAAUUGUUUUUCUAUUGUUCUUCUUAUUGUUAUUAUUAUUAGACACACUGCUCUUGUUUCUUUAUCUGUCAGUGCUGGCGCAACUCACUGCUGCCACCCAGUGUACAGAAAGGUUCUGACACAACAUUUCCUCGAACAUGCUGUGUAAAAUAUGAGGCAAUAAGUUGAGUGAUGUUUGAUGUGAGAAUGGCACAUUGGUGUGAGGAGUGUGAACCAUUACUUUGUGUAUAUGAAACCUGUAACUACACAGCUAAUGUACAAUGAUAAUAAAGAAAUUAUAAUCCCUAAAGA
Messenger RNA from Sander lucioperca (pikeperch), 5560 nucleotides. RefSeq names its product apoptosis-stimulating of p53 protein 1-like. The coding region runs from base 236 to 3622 and encodes 1128 amino acids. The transcript has 24 exons. Gene Ontology annotation, molecular function: p53 binding. Gene Ontology annotation, biological process: regulation of apoptotic process. NCBI's taxonomy places the organism in Eukaryota, Metazoa, Chordata, Actinopteri, Perciformes, Percidae. The record is from RefSeq and is a predicted model, not a curated record. Gene Ontology annotation, cellular component: nucleus.